UAUAUUUAAAAAUCUGAAGAUACCUCCAGGGACUUUACAAUCUGUGCAGCAAACAGCACCCUCUGUGCACAGUGCCAUAUAUUUAGUAUCUCUAAGUGUUUGAUGGAGUCUAAAUGCUGACAUCUGCUGGUCGACUUUAUGAAUUACAGCUAUUGUUUGUGGAAUAAUUCAAGUGAAGACAUGAAACAUUGAUCACAAGAGAAUUGACCUUAUCCCUGUCAUGUGUUGCAUAUUUAACACAAUCAAUGCAAUGAGACUGAAACAGACUUCUUGUGUCAUUGUCCAAAUGUAUGUGUUUGAGUCUGGGUUUAAAAAGUUACCUUUGUGUUAUAUUGUGAUCAUUUACUUUGUGAGGAGAAAGAAACAAAUACCUUUUGAAUCAGCCAACAUUUCUUUUUUUUAAAAACAUAACCACAUAGGUUUUUUGUUUUCCAUUCCAAUUACAAGUUGUUUUUUUACCAUUCACUGCCAUGUGAUCCACACUGCUGCUUCAUCACAUGUCAGGACAGAUCAUUAAUGCAUUAAUCUGUGAGCUAGCACCAUCUAGUGGACAGUUAGUGGAACUCAACACCUCUCAAUGUUUCUGAUACUUGUUGCACCGGUUUUCACGUGACUCUGAAGUGUUUUUAAUAUCAGGAGUUAUGAGGAUGUGACAGUGUCCUCGGAUCAGAUGCAGGCAGACACAGGACUGCAGAGGAACACAUGAGCAGAGUGUCCUCCACACAGGAAGCUGCAGAGGGUCUGGAAGUGGACCUGAAGUGAGUUCAGCAGGAUCAAACAUUGGAAACCUGGACCCAGCUGUGUGUCUAAGAGUGACUCCUCUAUGGAUCCUAUUGCGUUGAAAGAUGGACACCACUCUGAUCCAAAGAUCAAACGUGAGGAAACUGGAUCUGGGCCUGAACCCAGCUGUGUUUCCAUGAAGAGUGACCGGUCUAUGGGCAAACCUAUUGGGUUCAGAGAUGGAAAGCACUCUGAUGGUCCAAGUAUCAACCAUGAGCAAUCUGGACCCAGCUGUGUGUCCAUGAAGAGUGACUGGUCUAUGGGUAAACCUAUUGGGUUUACAGACGAAAAGCACUCUGAUCGUCUAAGGAUCAAAGAACAGAGGGCAGUCCAUAAAACAUCCAACUGUGUAUCCAUGAAGAGUGACCACUUCAGAACGUUUUAUAGCAAGAUUCAACGAAAGCACUUUAACAAAGCUUAUCGACAGAAUUCAGAGGUUCCCAUUAAUCAGUCUGUCCAGCUGGACUCCAUAUUCAUGCUGCUCCAGGAAAACAUUGUUGGAUUUGUGGAGGACGAGCUGAAGAAGAUCCAGAGAGUCCUGAGUUCAGAUUACCCAGAAAGCUUAGAGAGUCAGAGGGAGGAUGAGGAGGUGUUGGACAGUGAGGAUGAAGAGCAGAGGAGGAGCAGCAGAGAGGCAUUUCUGAACAUCACCCUGCACUUCCUGAGGAGCAUGAAGCAGGAGGAGCUGGCUGAGCGUCUGCAGAGCAAAACUAAUGCUCGAGUUUGCAAACGUAAACUUAAAUCCACCCUGAAGGAGAGGUUCCAGUGUGUGUUUGAGGGCAUUGCUAAAGCAGGAAACCCAACCCUUCUGAACCAGAUCUACACAGAGCUCUACAUCACAGAGGGGGGGUCUGCAGAGGUCAAUGCUGAACAUGAGGUCAGACAGAUUGAAACAGCAUCCAGGAAACCAGACAGACCAGAAACAACCAUCAGACAAGAAGACCUCUUUAAAGCCUCACCUGGAAGAGAUGCACCAAUCAGAGCAGUGCUGACAAAGGGAGUGGCUGGCAUUGGGAAAACAGUCUUAACACAGAAGUUCACUCUGGACUGGGCUGAAGGCAAAGCCAACCAGGACAUCCUGUUCACAUUUCCAUUCACCUUCAGAGAGCUGAAUGUGGUGAGAGAGAACAAGUACAGCUUGGUGGAACUUGUUCAUCACUUCUUCUCUGAAACCAGAGACGCAGGAAUCUGCAGGUUUGAUCAGUUCCCGGUCGUGUUCAUCUUUGACGGUCUGGAUGAGUGUCGACUUCCUCUGGACUUCCUCAACACUGAGAUCCUGACUGAUGUCACAGAGUCCACCUCAGUGGAUGUGCUGCUGACAAACCUCAUCAGGGGGAAGCUGCUUCCCUCUGCUCGCCUCUGGAUAACCACACGACCUGCAGCAGCCAAUCAGAUCCCUCCUGAGUGUGUGGACAUGGUGACAGAGGUCCGAGGGUUCACUGACCCACAGAAGGAGGAGUACUUCAGGAAGAGAUUCAGAGAUCAGGAGCAGGCCGGCACCAUCAUCUCCCACAUCAAGACCUCACGAAGCCUCCACAUCAUGUGCCACAUCCCAGUCUUCUGCUGGAUCUCUGCUUCAGUUCUGGAGGAGGUGUUGAAAACCAGAGAGGGAGGAGAGCUGCCCAAGACCCUGACUGAGAUGUACAUCCACUUCCUGGUGGUUCAGUCCAAAGUGAAGAACAUCAAGUAUGAUGGAGGAGCUGAGACGGAUCCACACUGGAACAAAAAGAGCAGGAAGAUGAUCAAGUCUCUGGGAAAACUGGCUUUUGAGCAGCUGCUGAAAGGCAACCUGAUCUUCUAUGAGUCCGACCUGACAGAGUGUGGCAUCGAUAUCAGAGCAGCCUCAGUGUACUCAGGAGUGUUCACACAGGUCUUUAGAGAGGAGAGAGGACUGUACCAGAAGGACAAGGUGUUCUGCUUCGUCCAUCUGAGCGUUCAGGAGUUUCUGGCUGCUCUUCAUGUCCAUCUGACCUUCAUCAAGUCUGGAGUCAACCUGCUGGCAGAAGAACCAACAAACUCCCGGCUGCUUAAAGUGUUCAGAUCCAAACCUAAACUAACACAUCUCUACCAGAGUGCUGUGGACCAGGCCUUACGGAGUCCAAACGGACACCUGGACUUGUUCCUUCGCUUCCUCCUGGGUCUUUCACUGCAGACCAAUCAGAUUCUCCUACGAGGUUUGCUGACACCACAGAUAGGAAGUGUGUCCAAACAGGAAACAGUUGAAUACAUCAAGGAAAAGAUAGGAAAGAACCCGUCUCCAGAGAGAAGCAUCAACCUGUUCCACUGUCUGAAUGAACUGAAUGAUCGUUCUCUGGUGGAGCAGAUCCAACAGUACCUGAGUUCAGGAAGUCUCUCCACAGAGGAUCUGUCUCCUGCUCAGUGGUCAGCUCUGGUCUUCAUCUUACUGUCAUCAGAAGAAGAUCUGGACGUGUUUGACCUGAAGAAAUACUCUGCUUCAGAGGAGGCUCUUCUGAGGCUGCUGCCAGUGGUCAAAGCCUCCAGGAAAGCUCUGCUGAGUGACUGUAACCUGUCAGAGAGAAGCUUUGCAGCUCUGUCCUCAGUCCUCAGCUCCCAGUCCUCUAGUCUGAGAGAUCUGGACCUGAGUAACAACGACCUGCAGGAUUCAGGAGUGAAGCUGCUGUCUGCUGGACUGGAGAGUCCACACUGUGAACUGGAGACUCUCAGGUUAACUGGCUGUGACCUGUCAGAGAGAAGCUGUGCAGCUCUGUCCUCAGUCCUCAGCUCCCAGUCCUCUAGUCUGAGAGAUCUGGACCUGAGUAACAACGACCUGCAGGAUUCAGGAGUGAAGCUGCUUUCUGCUGGACUGGAGAGUCCACACUGUGAACUGGAGACUCUCAGGGUAACUUACUGCAACCUGUCAGAGAGAAGCUGUGCAGCUCUGUCCUCAGUCCUCAGCUCCCAGUCCUCUAGUCUGAGAGAUCUGGACCUGAGUAACAACGACCUGCAGGAUUCAGGAGUGAAGCUGCUGUCUGCUGGACUGGAGAGUCCGCACUGUGAACUGAAGUCUCUCAGUCUGGCAAGCUGUCUGGUCUCAGAGGAAGGCUGUGUUUCUCUGGCUUCAGCUCUGAGCUCCAACCCCUCCCAUCUGAGAGAGCUGGACCUGAGCUACAAUCAUCCAGGAGCCUCAGGAGAGAAGCUGCUGUCUGCUGGACUGGAGGAUCCACUCUGGAGACUGGAGACACUCAGGCUGGACCAUGGUGGAGAGCAGAGGUUGAAACCAGGUGUGAGGAAGUAUUCCUGUGAACUCACCCUGGACUCAAACACAGCACACAGAGAACUCAAACUGUCUGACAACAACAGGACGGUGACAUCUGUGUGGGAGGAGCCACAGCCAUAUCCUGAUCAUCCAGAGAGGUUUGACCGCUGGCCUCAGCUGAUGUGCAGAGAAGCUCUGACUGGUCUCUGUUACUGGGAGGUCGAGUGGAGCGGAUGGGUUCAUAUAUCAGUGACUUACAGAGGAAGCAGCAGGAAAGGAGAGAGAGAGGACUGUGUGUUUGGAGAGCAUGAUCAGUCCUGGAGUCUGAGCUGCUCUCGUCGUGGUUACUAUGUCAGGCACGAUAACAGAGAAAUACCCUCCUCCUCCUCCUCCUCCCUCUCCUCCUCCUCUGGUAGAGUAGCAGUGUAUCUGGAUCAUCCUGCUGGCUCUCUGUCCUUCUACAGAGUCUCCUCUGACAGACUGAUUCACCUCCACACCUUCAGAACCACAUUCACUGAACCUCUCUAUGCUGGGUUUGGGUUUGGGAUUGGGUCUAGUUUCUAUCACUCCUCAGCAUCUCUGUGUCCUCUGUAGGAGGAGACCACUUCCUGUCCUGGGGUUUAAACGUUGGUGGUGUACGAGGCUUCACUAUAGUUAACAUUUGGCUCAGUGUUUGUGCCUUUUUAGUCAAGAGCGUUAUUUUAUUCCUCAAAAUGGUGAAGUGAAGUAUGAAAUAAGAAAGUUUACUUUGAGCAACAUGUAGCUGCUAAUGUGUUUGCCGAUUGUAACUGAAUAUGUACUUAUUGUAAGUCGCUUUGGAUAAAAGCAUCAGCUAAAUGCAAUGUAAUGUCAUGUAACUGAAUUUAAUAAAGGUUUACAGAAAAGAAAA
Gymnodraco acuticeps is the source of this 4886-nucleotide messenger RNA. Its product is annotated as NLR family CARD domain-containing protein 3-like. The record is from RefSeq and is a predicted model, not a curated record. The transcript has 14 exons. Gene Ontology annotation, molecular function: protein binding. Bases 824 to 4591 code for a protein of 1255 amino acids. NCBI's taxonomy places the organism in Eukaryota, Metazoa, Chordata, Actinopteri, Perciformes, Bathydraconidae.